Molecule: messenger RNA, 1850 nt
Organism: Colius striatus (speckled mousebird)
Lineage: Eukaryota; Metazoa; Chordata; Aves; Coliiformes; Coliidae
Gene: TSPO2
Product: translocator protein 2
Exons: 4
Coding region: 126-620 (164 amino acids)
Cellular component (GO): membrane; endoplasmic reticulum
Molecular function (GO): cholesterol binding
Source: RefSeq, a predicted model, not a curated record
GCUAAAACUCAGCUGACAAUUUCUCCCUUGUCUAGCAGCAGCAGCACUGGACAGAAGCUGCCUUUGGAUGUGCAACCCUUUCUCAGGGCCAGGGAGAGGAAGGCAGGUAAGCAGGCAAAGGAAGGAUGUGGGCUUACACCCUUGGUUUUACUGUCCUGCCUCACGUUGGAGGUUUCCUUGGCUGGUUCAUCAGUCGCAAAGAAACUCCAGUUUGGUAUGAGAAGCUGAAAAAACCUUCCUGGUGUCCAUCCCGCAGGAUAUUCCCUGUUGCUUGGACUGUCCUGUACACUGGCAUGGGCUAUGCCUCCUACCUCAUCUGGAACGACCUGGGGGGCUGCAGCAGCAAAGCCAUCAUCCCCCUUGGCCUCUACGGGGCUCAGCUGGCCUUGAACUGGGCUUGGCCUCCCUUCUUCUUCGGUGCACAUAACCUGAAGAUGGCACUGAUUGACAUCCUGUGCUUGGAUGGCCUGGCCAUAGGCACCGUGUGCUCCUGGUACAGCAUCAACAAGGUGGCGGCGCUGCUGCUGGUGCCAUACCUGGGCUGGCUGGCCAUGGCAACCUGCCUCACCAUCCGCAUCUGGAAGGACAACCCCGAGCAAAAACCAGGCAAGAGUGAAUAAAAGGGCAGGACAGAGACAAAGGCUUGCUGUGAAACUCAACAAUGCUGAUAUGAUGCAACGAAUCGCUCCGGGAUGGGCUCAGAACGUGCCUCGUCCUCCCACCUUCACCCUGGCUGCACCCAGGGACAGUUUGCACCGUGUGCCUGUGGGCUCCUGUAAAGCAACCACACACCCUUCACUUGGCAACUGCUUUCUCCAGCACUGCUGAGGGCUGGGGGCUACAGCUGUAUGGUGAGCUUCAUGCUAUCAGGUUCAACUCCAUUAGCUAAAUUAGGAUCUCAUGAGAGCAGUGUAAUUCAGAGCAGCAAUGCUGGACAUCCCUCCAAACUGCUCCCAGAGAGCAGAACUCGUUCCCACAUGUGGUAAAUCCCACCUUUUGGCACCACACAGUGGUGCCAUGCAUUCACUCAUGCACACUGAUGUUGAAGAACUUACUUGAUGUUUUUCCUCUUUCUUCUUGCUGUUGCUUCAUUUUUAUGUAUCACCUGGUUUGUGCUUUGUCCCAUUAACUUGGUAUCUGCCAGCUACUGAGCAAGCAGCAAUCUGUCUUGUCCUGCUAGUGAAAGGAGCCUGGGCACUUCCACCUCUAUUUGUGGAGUAUCACACUUCUUGAGUGGCAUGCUCCAAGAUAAAGCAGCAAUGAUUAGAAUGCAAAUGCUUCUCCCAAGAGGAAAUUUCCCUCUUCCACCUCUUCACUCACCAGAAAAAAAACAUCAGUGCCUUUGCAAAAGAUACUUUAAAUGUUGGGGGGUGGGGGUUAAGUGCAAGAAACAAAAGAGCUUUUGUACAAAGCCCUUGGAGGCUGGGCAAAAAGCCCCCUGCAGCACAGGUAUCUCAUCCCAGAGUCUUUCCCUUCCUCAAUCUUACUAAUCAGGAAAGGUUAAAAUAGAAGUAGUUCCAGAGGAACAGGACCAAUCCAUGACAGAAUCAGACACAAGAGGUGCAUGGCCCAGCCCUUGCCCAUCCCUUGUCCUGGCCAUUGCCUCUGACAGACCUGGACAUUGCCUGUUGCUGUCUACAGAGAGUAUCUGCUGUUGUAUUUUGUAACUGAUAGAAGCAAUGCAUGUGAAGAGAAGUGGUAAGUGAAUCUUCUGUCUGGCAGCUGACUGUAGAUGAAGGUGUGUGGGUAACACUUGUAAAGGCUGGGGGUGGGGGGCUCAGCUGGGGAGGUAAAAGAAAUUGUAUUUGCUUUUAAUAAAGCCAGGCCACUUUGUUUGGAGAAUAAAUCAA